Molecule: messenger RNA, 2506 nt
Organism: Ceraceosorus guamensis
Lineage: Eukaryota; Fungi; Basidiomycota; Exobasidiomycetes; Ceraceosorales; Ceraceosoraceae
Product: UDP-Glycosyltransferase/glycogen phosphorylase
Exons: 3
Coding region: 166-2268 (700 amino acids)
Molecular function (GO): glycosyltransferase activity
Source: RefSeq, a predicted model, not a curated record
UAGCGUUACGAACAAAGAAUCCAACACGCUGAUGGACUUGGUCUCAAGGAAGAGCAACUCCCUUCUCACUCACCACCAUCCUGGUGUAUCCAUCACAAAGACAAGCGGCCGUUCACACAUCUAAAAACUCCCUCACGAGAGAAGCUGCCGCAAGACACUUUCGAAAUGGCUGUGACGGCUCACGAUGCGCCUACGCGCCUCCACCACCAGCAAGAGAGUGUGGCUCCUUCAGCCUAUCCAUUGGACGCAAAGAGGCGCAAGCUUCGAGUCGCCAUCAUCACAGAGAACUUCUUGCCCAAGGUAGACGGUGUUACGCGUACGCUUGCGCGCCUGCUCGAGCAUCUCAAUGCGGAAGGCCACGAAGCCAUCGUAUUCGGACCCGAGACUGGCAUGACAAGCUAUGCUGGACACCCUGUCGUCGGCACUUUUGGUUUACCGCUGGUCAUCUAUCCCGGACUCAAGCUCAACUUCUUGAGACCACGUUUCAUUCGGAGGCUUCAGCAAUUUAAGCCAGACGUGAUUCACUUCGUCGAUCCAAUCUGGCUCGGCGCUCAGAUGCUGCCCGUCGUCCAGAAAUGGUUGCCGUUGGUGCCGUGCGUCUCGUCCUAUCACACCAACCUGCCCACUUAUGCCACCCUCUUUGGCAUGCCAUGGCUCGAGGCGACAAUGUGGAAGCUCACGAGGAGCUUGCAUGACCGCUGUGAGAUGGUCUUUUGCCCGUCUGAGAGCACCAGGCGCAUGCUGCAAGGCAAAGGCUUCUCCAAUGUCAAGAUUUGGAGCAGAGGUGUCGACACGGAGAUCUUCAACCCUCAAGCGAGAGAUGACAAUCUGCGCGCAAGUUGGGGCUGCACACCAAAGCCAGACAAUCUCGUGGCGCCCCUCACUCCCUCGAUCUCCAACACAGGCGACGAAGCUGCCCUCGUGCAGCUCGCUGCCAAGCUCGGAGUCAGCGUGCGCCUGCCCAUCACGAGGCGCAGUCUUAGCGCGAGUCCGGAUGAUGAAAGCUUCAUCCGCACGCCACCAACAGGUCCAAGCCUUGCCGGCAGUCCCGAGCUCUCUCCCCCGCCCUCCUACGACAGCCUCGCUGGCAUUCCAGAGCUCGAGAGCGCCAACUUUGCCUUGCCUCCGCCGGCUAUGCCAACGCCCAGUGCCAAGCCAGCAGCCACCGCUCCUCCACAGCAAAACCUGCAUCCCGCUGAAAGCCGCACGGUCAUCCUUUACGUGGGUAGAAUAUCCUGGGAGAAGAAUUUGCGUCUCUUGAUCGAAGCUUUCAAGUUGCUACCGACGGCCGUUCGAAGCAAUGCCAAACUAGUCUUCGUCGGGGAUGGCCCUGCGCGCGGUGAGCUCACGCGCGUUUGCAGCAGGCUCGGACUCGACGCCAGUUUCAUGGGUCAUCAAAAGGGAAAGCGCUUGGCCGCAAUGUACGCCAGCGCUAGCGUAUUCGCUUUCCCCAGCUUCACCGAGACCUUCGGUCAAGUCGUUCUGGAAGCUCUUGCGAGCGGGCUGCCAGUGGUCGGUUUGCACGCAGAGGGAACUUCUGACCUCGUCACCCACGGACGCACCGGCUUAUUGCUCGACGUGGCUGCCGCCGCAAAGUCCGCAAGCAGCAGCGCCUCGUCCGCACUGGGCAACGGCAAGGAGGCAGCUUCGGGCGCCAUCAGCGCCCCCGCUUCGCCUCGAUUGACUGCUUUGCGAGCUUCAGCAUCGACUGCCAGCCGAUCCGAUGUGUCGGCAAGCACUGCCAUUGCAGACUUUGCUCAAGCAGCAUCCACCGCUGCCGCAAAAUUGCGACCCGCGUACGAGCGAAGCGGCUCUUCGUCUUCUCUCACUGGUGUUCUUUCUCGCAGCUCCAGCAGCGCUAAUGCAGUCCCCUUGGCCCCGACAUCUGGUCUUGCAACCCCAAUCCCAUCGGUCGGCGACUUUGCGGCUGCAAUGUCCACAUCUUCCGCCGCUUUUGCCGCCUGCGCUCGCAGUUACAGCAUGCUCCUCGAGCGUCUCAUCAGGGACAGAGCGCUCAGAGCUGCGAUGGGCCAGCGUGCUCAAGUCGGGGCUUCGCGCAAGACGUGGUGGGACGCUAUGGACGCCGUCGUUCAGGGCUACGAAGAAGUGGUGGAGAAGGCCGGGAUCUACAGACUUUCCGACGAGGAGCUCGAGGAGCUGAGGGCGCGACAGCAGCGCAACGCGCCUCUCACCGGCCCGAUAGUAAAGAUGUGCAUUGUCCUUUAUCUAGCUCUUUUCCUUUUCAUCUGGACCGCUUUCUUGGGAUAGACUCUUCAUAGACCGACCCGCAAAGCUCCAGCCAGCCACGCCGCCAAGCCUUCCGCAUACCCUUCUGUCGAAUCUCGAUCAUUGGGAUAAGACAACUUUGCAUGUCACGUUCGAUUCUUUCACGACACUCAGUUCCACGAAAUGUAUGCGUGCAUUGUAGACAAAGGUAUCGCUCUUCGCGCAGUACAUUAUCGAAGAUGAUUCGAGACAUUGUGCCUGUUUGUGAGCGCAGAUACCG